AUGGAGGUGAAGUCAGCAGAUGACUGCAAGCACAUAGAGAAUAGAAGGCCCCGCACGCCAAGCCCCGCUCUGCCAUCCACACUGACAGGCCGUGGAACACAGCAAGAACCCGCCUCACGAGCUUCGUCUAAUCCACUCUCUGACCUGAGCACCUCCAGGCCCCGCCUUCCGAGCUCCGCCCCUCCCUCGGCUCCCUUAGGCUUUGGAGCACCACGAGGCGAGCCUCAAGAGCUCCGCCCAGCCCCCUGCUGGGACAGAGCACCCGGAGCCUUGCGACCUGGCCUCGCUCCUCAUCCUGCACCCACUGCUCGCUGGAUACCACGGGUCCCCCAGGCUCCCUGGACUGGCUUCUGCGGUCGCCAUGACCGCGGCAGUGUUCUUCGGUUGCGCCUUCAUCGCCUUCGGGCCCGCGCUCGCUCUCUACAUUUUCACCAUCGCCACCGAUCCUUUGCGCGUCAUCUUCCUCAUCGUCGGGUGAAACUGCCCCAAGUCCUUGACACAGCGGGUCUCCUCCCGCGCCGGGGCUCCCAUGACCUCGGGGAUCACCACCCCCAGUAUCUCCAGCCUGUGGGACAGCGAGGGCUGAAAGGAGGGGAGGAGCCUGCCCCCCUGAGAGGGUCUGAGGAGAAGGGCAGGCUGAGCAGGCGCCCCUGCGGAUCUAGGCUUCUGUGGGCUAAGUGUGGCAACACUGAGAUACAUUCCUGUGUGGAGCCUUCGUCUUCCCGUAGGAGACCCCAUCUCCCCAGUGCCUUCUUCUGGCUGGUAUCUCUUCUGCUUUCAUCUGUUUUCUGGUACCUAGUGAGAGUCAUUACUGACAACAGAGAUGGACCUAUACAGAAGUACCUACUCAUCUUCGGAGUGUUGCUCUCUGUCUGUAUCCAAGAACUGUUCAGGCUUGCAUAUUAUAGACUGUUAAAAAGAGACAGCGAGGGUUUGAAGAGCAUAAACCCUGAGGAGACAGCACCCUCAAUGAGACUGUUGGCCUAUGUUUCUGGCUUGGGCUUUGGAAUCAUGAGUGGAGUGUUUUCCUUUGUGAACACCCUGUCUGACUCCUUGGGGCCAGGCACAGUGGGCAUCCAUGGGGAUUCUCCACAGUUCUUCCUUAAUUCAGGAAGACUGUUUAAACUGGCUCUGCUGGGCUCCUUCCCCAUUGCUUCUGAUCCAUCAGUGGACCUUCCUAAGUCCUUAUUAUGGAGCAAAUCUGGUAUCAGCAUUUAUAAUCAUGGUGUUCAUGGGCAUCUGGGCAUUUUUUGUUGCUGGAGGUAGCUGCCGAAGCCUGAAACUCUGCCUGCUCUGCCAAGACAAGGACUUUCUUCUUCACAACCAGCGCUCCAGAUAACCUCCGACAGUCAGCACCUCCAGAAUGCAACCCGUGACUUUAGAGGAAGCACAGCUGUGUCCUUCCCCUUUGCUCCUGUAACUUAGAUGCAACGGAACUGUCUAAUCUGGAACUGUCCAUGUGCUCUCAUGCAGCAGCCUCUGGAAGAGCUGCAGUGUAGCCUUCAGCCUGGCUGCACAUUUGAAUCACCUGGGGAAGUAAAGGUUGAUGCUUCUGGGCUUCCCCUCCAGACUUGAUUAUCCUGGAUGUGCAGCUGAGAAUCACUGAGGUCCAAUGGGAAGUUCUGAGAACAACCAAAGAGAAUGAGGUUUGGUAUUUAACUGUCUCCUAAGCCAACUUCUGCUGAGCAAGUAAAUUUCUGAAUUAGUAA
Messenger RNA from Mesocricetus auratus (golden hamster), 1709 nucleotides. RefSeq lists its product as uncharacterized. Gene Ontology annotation, cellular component: membrane; gamma-secretase complex; endoplasmic reticulum. The transcript is spliced from 7 exons. Gene Ontology annotation, biological process: Notch receptor processing; protein processing; Notch signaling pathway. NCBI's taxonomy places the organism in Eukaryota, Metazoa, Chordata, Mammalia, Rodentia, Cricetidae. The record is from RefSeq and is a predicted model, not a curated record. Bases 1 to 1266 code for a protein of 421 amino acids. Gene Ontology annotation, molecular function: protein-macromolecule adaptor activity.